Molecule: messenger RNA, 1191 nt
Organism: Aspergillus tanneri
Lineage: Eukaryota; Fungi; Ascomycota; Eurotiomycetes; Eurotiales; Aspergillaceae
Product: MFS transporter
Exons: 2
Coding region: 1-1191 (396 amino acids)
Biological process (GO): transmembrane transport
Cellular component (GO): membrane
Molecular function (GO): transmembrane transporter activity
Source: RefSeq, a predicted model, not a curated record
AUGUUUGGCCCCCUUAUUCUAUCCCCCCUCAGCGAGUUAUACGGCCGCCGUAUAGUAUUCAACUCUGCGAAUGCUUUCUUCACUUUAUCUCACAUCGGGUGUGCUCUCGCACCCAACGUUGGAACAUUCCUCGCUUUUCGCAUAAUAUCUGGCAUCGGAGGGUCAGUAACCCUAUCCGUUGGGGGAGGGAUAGUAGCAGAUCUUUUCGAUGUUCACCAGCGAGGUGUGGCCAAUGCACUUGUCACGACAGGGUCAGUGUUUGGGCCUGUAUUAGGUCCCCUCAUUGGAGGCAUAAUUACAAAGUAUGCUGGCUGGCGAUGGAUAUUCUGGGCUCUUCUUAUCGCCUGCGCUGUUCUGGCAAUCGCCAUCGCCUCUUUCGCACAGGAGACCAACGCCUCGGUGAUAAUCCGUCGCAAGACACUGCAACUGGGAAAGGAAACGGGCAGACAAGAUCUUCAGAGCGCUUACGAUUCCGAAAAGCAGCCCGCCAGUCUCGAUAAUCCUUGGACUCUCUUGGCUCGAGCAAUUGGCCGCCCGUGGAAAAUGCUUACCCACUCCCCACUCCUGGUGAUCCUCUGCCUUAUGGUGGGUCUAAUCUCGGGUCUACUGUAUAUCCUCCUAACCACCACCUCCACCGUAUUUCAAAAUGGCUAUGGCUGGCCCCUGCAGACAGCUGGACUAGCAUAUUUAGGCCUCGGUUUUGGCAGUCUUGUUGGCCUCAUUUUAUUUGCCAAAACAUCCGACCUAGUCACCUUGCGUCUGGCAAAGGCGAACAAUAACAUCAUUGAACCCGAGAUGCGGAUAGCAACGGCCUUCCUUCCGGCGUUGUUCAUCCCGGUAAGCUUUUUCUGGUAUGGCUGGUCCACGCAAGCGCAGACACAUUGGAUAGUCCCGGUAAUCAGUUUAGUGCCGUUUGGGUUCGCCCAAGUGGGAAUCAACGCGACUGCUCAGGCGUAUUUGAUUGAUGCGUCGGGACCAUAUGCUGCAUCUUCGGUCGCCUGUGUAACGGCUGUGCGGUGUCUUUUUGGUGCGUUCUUGCCGCUGGUUGGUCCAAGUCUUUAUGACCAUCUUGGGUUAGGAUGGGGGAACUCAUUGCUGGGAUUUGUUGGGCUGAUUAUGGUUCCGUUUACCAUAUUCUUAUAUCGAUUCGGGAAAAGGCUUAGGGGGAAGUAUCCCUUGGAUACCGAAUAG